Molecule: messenger RNA, 789 nt
Organism: Parastagonospora nodorum SN15
Lineage: Eukaryota; Fungi; Ascomycota; Dothideomycetes; Pleosporales; Phaeosphaeriaceae
Exons: 1
Coding region: 1-789 (262 amino acids)
Source: RefSeq, a predicted model, not a curated record
AUGGCAGACACGUACGAAACCGCUAGCAUCGUCGACACACUGCGCCUGCUGCUCUUCGACUCAGACCAAAUCGACGACGUGCGCCAAAACAUCACGCCCUACCAGCCGAUCAAAUACAACCUCGACGCGAUAGAGUGGCUUUGGCGCAGUGCGGCUGCGGCCUUCCACGGCGCGGAAUACAUGCAGUUCCGCGUGCGCAUCGUGCAGAACGCCAUGCGGUCGUUCCGGGUCGAUGACGAUGCGUGGAACGGGGAAAUUGCGGCAAGGCUGGUGAGGCUGAUGGAUGGGGAGAUGUUGGAGCAGUACGAAAGAGGGAGGUACGCGCUGCUACCCGCGGUGUUCUACGACGGACGGAACUCUGUGGAGAGCGCGGUACUCGGGCGGGCUUUUAUCGAGACGUUGGAGGAAUUGGGCCUCGACGCAGAUGCUUGCAUUCAGACGGAGCUGCGCCGAAUGGAUGGCGGGGUACUCGAAUUUCCGGACCAUGCGUGUCUGCAAAGAGUGGUGAUUUUCGAACAGCCUUGGGGUGGCGUAAGGUGGGAAUGGGUGCUGAACUCUCGGGCACCGGGGUACUGCGUCAGCACUGCGUUUGUUACAUUGGCAACGGAUUCGGCCUUCGAGCAAAGUUGGCCAUUCACGGAGAUUGGAGUUCUCGAUGAAGAUGGCAAGAAUAACGAAAAGCGGAUGUAUCGUUGGACUCGUCGCGCAAAAGCUAGAGCGCGGAAAGAGCGGGGUCGCACGGGUCAACAACGCUGUCGAAGUAGAAUGCCGGGAGCUUGGGUAUAUUGA